Molecule: messenger RNA, 1579 nt
Organism: Sardina pilchardus (European sardine)
Lineage: Eukaryota; Metazoa; Chordata; Actinopteri; Clupeiformes; Clupeidae
Gene: scrn3
Product: secernin 3
Exons: 8
Coding region: 64-1332 (422 amino acids)
Biological process (GO): proteolysis
Molecular function (GO): cysteine-type exopeptidase activity; dipeptidase activity
Source: RefSeq, a predicted model, not a curated record
AUAACAUUUGGAAACAGCCAGCAGAAUGACAUGAAUAGAAAGUGAGACUUACGGCUUUAUUGGAUGUCUACAAGGAUGCAUCCAUGCUCUUGUGACACGUUCGUGGCUCUGCCUCCAUCCACAGAGGGUCAACGCAUCAUUUUUGGGAAAAACUCAGACAGACCCUGUGAUGAGGUCCAAGAGGUUGUGUACUUUCCAGCCAAGGAUUAUGGCCCUGGAGAAAAAGUGGAGUGCACAUACAUUGAGAUUGAGCAAGCCUCUCAAACAUAUGCAGUGGUUCUGAGCAGGCCAGCAUGGCUUUGGGGAGCAGAAAUGGGAGCCAAUGAGCACCAGGUCUGCAUCGGAAAUGAGGCCGUAUGGGGACGGGAGAGUGCAGAUGAUGAUGAGGCAUUGCUGGGCAUGGAUCUGGUGAGGCUGGGUCUGGAGAGGGCAGACACCGCUGUUAAGGCUGUGGAUAUCAUCGCAGAGCUGCUGGAGAAAUACGGCCAAGGAGGAAACUGCAUGGAGGACCAGUGUGGUUUCACCUACCACAACAGCUUCCUGAUCUCCGACCGGACUGAGGCCUGGGUGCUGGAGACUGCUGGGAAAUAUUGGGCAGCAGAGAAAGUGGAGGGGGGAUACAGAAAUAUCUCCAAUCAGUAUUCCAUAACAACUAAAAUAGACAAGGAGCAUCCCGGAAUGAGGGAGUAUGCCAAGAGCCAGGGUUGGUGGGAUGGGAAGUCUGAGUUCGACUUCACUGGAGUUUAUUCCUUUGUGACCACUUCCCGUCUGGAGGCCUCUGGGAGCCGCUACUGUGAAGGAAAGAGACUUCUGGAGAAAAACAGCGGACGGAUCAACACUGAGACUAUGAUGGACAUCCUGAGAGACAAAGAGAGUGGAAUCAACAUGGAGGGCAUGUUCUUGAGCACGGGGAGUAUGGUGUCAGUGGUUCCUCAGGAUCCCAGUCUGCCGGGAAUCCACUACCUCACUGGCACCCCUGACCCUGAAAGGUCUGUGUUCAAGCCAUUCAUCUUUGUGAAUGACAUCAAGCAGCUGAAGCCCACCUGUUCUCCCUGCUACGGAGAGGACGACCCGGUGAAGAAGAAACCUCGCUUCCAGACCAAACCUGACCGCAAACACCCGCUGUUCCUCAAGCAUGAAGUGGUGGCCGCCAUCAUCGACAGCACCGGGGAGAGGGGGCAGAAGAUCAUGCAGAACAUGAGAGAGCUGGAGAAGGCCAAGAUGGAGAAGAUGGAGACGUAUCUAAAAGCAGGAGUGGGGGAUGCCACAACAGUCGUCAAUCUUUUUACAGACACUGUUGAGGAGGAGAUGAAGGUGUACAGUAAAAGUUAAAUUGUGUUGUUCUGGGUCAUGCUGUCCCUUAGGACUGUGAUCGGUCUUAAAAUUGCACUUUAAAUUGAAAAACAUUCAUGAAAUGCAGAGAGCAAUAAUAGUGUUGCACUUCAGAUGAGAAAAAAAAUUGAGUCACAAAUGUCAAUGUGUUAAAUGUGCUUAGGUUUACUAGAUCCUGUAAUUCAAUACUCUAACAUGACUGUGGAGAUUGCUGUGAAAUCUGCAGAAAAUAAAGGUUUUUACCUUC